CAGUCUCUGCGAUUUCCCACUAUGUAGCACUGGGGUCCAAAAGGAAACGGAGGAAAAAGAAAGAACUCAAAAGAGAAAAGAAACGGAAAUACUUUCACAGUCACACAGUAGUAAAAUAGAGAAUAGCCAUCAUCUUACAGAUUGCUUUACUUUUACCAUCCUCAUUGUGCUCUUUGAAGUAUCACCCCCAUUGUUCGUUUUUCAGAAGAGGGUUUCAUAAGCUGGAUCCUCAUACCCUGUGAUAAGUCUAAAAGAGAGAGAGAUGGCAGGCUACAGAGCAGAAGAUGACUAUGACUACCUCUUCAAGGUGGUUUUGAUAGGGGACUCAGGGGUGGGCAAGUCCAACUUGCUUUCAAGAUUCACCAGGAAUGAGUUCAGCCUUGAGUCCAAAUCAACUAUUGGUGUUGAGUUUGCCACCAGAAGCUUGACUGUUGAUGGAAAAGUCAUCAAGGCUCAGAUUUGGGACACUGCUGGCCAAGAAAGAUACCGAGCCAUCACCAGUGCGUACUACCGUGGUGCUGUUGGUGCUUUGCUUGUCUAUGAUGUCACUAGGCACUCCACAUUUGAAAACGUCGAAAGGUGGCUAAGGGAGCUGAGAGACCAUACCGAUCCCAACAUUGUCGUCAUGCUUAUUGGCAACAAAUCUGACCUUCGACAUCUGGUGGCAGUCUCAACCGAAGACGGAACUUCUUUUGCUGAGAGGGAGUCACUUUACUUUAUGGAGACUUCCGCACUUGAUGCUACUAACGUGGAUAAUGCGUUCACAGAGGUUCUUACUCAGAUAUAUCGGAUCGUGAGCAAGAAGACCAUGGAGACGGGUGAUGAUGGGGCUGCAGCAAACGUCCCUUCCAAGGGUGAGAAAAUCGACGUUAGUAAAGAUGUAUCUGCUGUGAAGAAAGCCGGCUGCUGCUCCUCGUAGGUUUAAAAAGACGGUUCGCGGAAAUUGACACAACGCAUUGUGUUUGUUUCGCUGCACCUGUUCGGGUUUGUGGUGUAAAAUUUUAUCCAAUCGAUGCCACUGCUGCAGAUAUUAGCCGCAAAGAGAAGAAUAACUAUUAUUAACAUGCUUUACUCUACCGCUUUCACGUUAGAUGGAAUGUCAAUUCAUUAGAUGUCUAGGGAACAAUGUUCUGAACCAAACACCAUAUUUCUGCCGCUGCUUCAGUUCAAUUUGCUUCCAAUUUCUAAGAAUUACACAUUCUUUUCCUAUGUAUUUCCUGCCACCAUUCACCAAGUACAUCUGUCUGUCUGAAGAAUCUCUUUUCAAACA
Messenger RNA from Sesamum indicum (sesame), 1270 nucleotides. RefSeq names its product RAB GTPase homolog A1D (gene RABA1D). Gene Ontology annotation, molecular function: GTPase activity; GTP binding. NCBI's taxonomy places the organism in Eukaryota, Viridiplantae, Streptophyta, Magnoliopsida, Lamiales, Pedaliaceae. The record is from RefSeq and is a predicted model, not a curated record.